AUGCGGGAUAUACUCCAGAUCACUGAACCGUGUAUAAAAUGGGGUAUGGGCAAAAAUACCAGCGUAGUCCAGACUGAACUGGCUGGUAUCUACAUAGCCGCCAAAAGAGAUCACCCGAAAAGGUAUAACCAUCAUAAUCUGCACAGACAGCAGACAGGCGAUACUAACCCUGAACAAACCCCGUAUCACAUCAGGGUUAUUAAAAUCCCACCGUUUUGGCCCAACGAUCCCGAAAUUUGGUUCCUGCAAGUGGAAAACCAAUUUACGCUGGCAAACAUAACAAGUGGCGCAACAAAAUUCAACUACAUAGUUGCUAAUCUCGAAACAGCUUACAUAUCAGAAGUUAGGGACAUCAUUGUGUCACCACCAGCUACAGAGAGGUAUGUAAAAUUAAAGUCAGAGUUAAUUAAGAGACUUAGUGCAUCCCAACAACAAAAAAUUAAAAGACUACUUGAGCAUGAAGAAUUGGGCGAUCGAAGACCUUCUGAAUUCUUACGACAUUUACAGUCUUUAGCAGGCACAACAGUACCAGACAAUAUUGUAAGGUCUCUGUGGUUAGGUAGACUGCCAUCGUCUACACAGGCUAUUUUAGCUACUCAAGCAACCGCUAGUUUGGACGCAGUUGCCGAGCUAGCUGACACAAUCUCUGAAGCUAUAGCUCCUAGAACCCCAAUUUCAGAAACUUCUAACGCGCUAGAAAGUACCAUCGGGAAAUUGACAGCCAAAUUAGCUGAAAUGAAAAUUCAGCUAGCUAGCAAAUGCUCAAGCACAAACAAACACAUACCGUCGCAACCGCAGCAACUCAAGAGGCAGACCAUAUCCUAG
Messenger RNA from Diabrotica virgifera virgifera (western corn rootworm), 825 nucleotides. RefSeq lists its product as uncharacterized. The transcript has 2 exons. The record is from RefSeq and is a predicted model, not a curated record. Bases 1 to 825 code for a protein of 274 amino acids. Lineage: Eukaryota; Metazoa; Arthropoda; Insecta; Coleoptera; Chrysomelidae.